Messenger RNA from Stegostoma tigrinum, 3839 nucleotides. RefSeq names its product ATPase secretory pathway Ca2+ transporting 1 (gene atp2c1). The transcript has 27 exons. Gene Ontology annotation, biological process: intracellular calcium ion homeostasis; calcium ion transmembrane transport; manganese ion transport. Gene Ontology annotation, cellular component: endoplasmic reticulum; Golgi membrane; plasma membrane. Gene Ontology annotation, molecular function: ATP binding; ATP hydrolysis activity; P-type calcium transporter activity. NCBI's taxonomy places the organism in Eukaryota, Metazoa, Chordata, Chondrichthyes, Orectolobiformes, Stegostomatidae. The coding region runs from base 134 to 2893 and encodes 919 amino acids. The record is from RefSeq and is a predicted model, not a curated record.
UUCCGGAAGUAGCUUGCGGGCCAGCGGCUGCUUCCUGUCCGUUGGCCGUUCCGAAUGUUGGUACGUCGCGAGCCGGCCAGCGACCGUUUGAGAGCGGCGGAGUUAAUGGGAGCGCGAGGCGUGGCCGGCAAGUAUGCUGCGGUCUGGUAAUGUUCCGGGAUCUGAGGAGUUAUACAGCAGUGAAAAUGAUAUAAUGAUUCCAGUACUGUCAUCAAAAAGGGCAAGUGAACUACCUGUUGAUGAAGUUGCUAGUAUUUUGCAGGCUGACCUUCACAAUGGCCUAAAAAACAGUGAGAUUUCUCGGCGUCGGACGUAUCAUGGAUGGAAUGAAUUCGAAAUCAAUGAGGAUGAACCUCUUUGGAAAAAAUAUAUUUCACAGUUCAAAAAUCCCCUGAUUAUGCUUCUACUGGCUUCAGCUGUUAUCAGCGUUCUAAUGCACCAGCUAGAUGAUGCAAUCAGCAUCACAGUGGCUAUACUUAUUGUUGUCACAGUUGCCUUUGUACAGGAAUAUCGAUCUGAAAAAUCGCUUGAAGAAUUGAGCAAAUUGGUUCCCCCAGAAUGCCACUGUAUACGGGAAGGAAGGAUGGAGCACUUGCUUGCCCGAGAGCUGGUUCCAGGAGAUACAGUGUGUUUAAGUGUUGGUGAUAAAGUCCCUGCUGAUCUACGUUUGUUUGAGGUUGUCGACAUUUCCAUUGAUGAAUCAAGCCUCACAGGGGAGACCUCCCCGUGUACAAAAUCAACAAUUCCACAGCCAUCAGCUACAAAUGGUGACCUCACAUCUAGAAACAAUAUUGCUUUCAUGGGCACAUUGGUUAGAUGUGGCAGGGCUAAGGGUAUUGUUAUAGGGACAGGAGAAAAUUCUGAAUUUGGUGAGGUUUUUAAAAUGAUGCAAGCUGAAGAGGCUCCUAAAACACCACUACAGAAAAGCAUGGACCUGCUAGGAAAACAACUUUCAUUGUAUUCUUUUGGCAUUAUAGGUGUUAUUAUGCUAGUUGGCUGGCUACAGGGGAAACAUAUUCUUGACAUGUUCACUAUUGGUGUGAGUUUGGCUGUUGCUGCUAUUCCAGAAGGUUUGCCCAUUGUAGUGACAGUAACACUAGCCCUUGGUGUGAUGAGAAUGGUAAAGAAGAGAGCGAUUGUGAAGAAGCUCCCAAUCGUGGAAACUCUUGGUUGUUGCAAUGUAAUAUGCUCUGAUAAAACAGGAACACUAACAAAGAAUGAAAUGACAGUGACUCACAUUUAUACUUCAGAUGGACAACAUGCUGAGGUUACUGGUGUUGGCUACAAUAGAUAUGGAGAGGUUAUUAUGGAUGGCGAAGUAAUUCAUGGAUUCUCUAAAUCACCAAUAACUAAAAUUGUGGAGGCUGGCUGUGUAUGUAAUGAUGCCGUUAUUCAAAAUGACACACUGAUGGGACAGCCAACUGAGGGAGCUUUGAUUGCUCUUGCAAUGAAGAUGGGUUUGGAAGGUCUCAAACAGGAUUAUGUGAGAAGAGCUGAACAUCCAUUUACUUCAGAGCAGAAAUGGAUGGCUGUCAAGUGCGUGCACAGAGCUCAGCAGGACAAAGAAGAGAUUUGUUUUAUGAAAGGAGCUUAUGAGCAUGUAAUUCAAUUUUGCUCAAAUUACAACAGCCACUUGCAAGCUCUACCACUCACCCAGCAACAGAAAGAGUUGUACCACCAAGAGAAAACUUACAUGGGCACUGCUGGACUUCGAGUUCUCGCUUUAGCAUCUGGACCAGAACUUGGACAACUCACAUUCCUGGGGCUUGUGGGAAUGAUCGAUCCACCGAAGUCAGGUGUUAAAGAAGCUGUUGCUACACUGAUCAACACAGGAGUUAUAAUCAAAAUGGUCACUGGCGAUUCACAAGAGACAGCAGUUGCUAUAGCUACCCGUUUGGGCUUGUAUUCUAAGGGUUCACAGACUCUUUCGGGAGAAGAAAUCGAUUCACUGGAUAUUCAACAACUUUCACAAAUAGUCCAGAAGAUAGCAGUGUUUUACAGAUCUAGUCCAAGGCACAAGCUGAAGAUUAUAAAGUCUCUACAGAACAAUGGUGCUGUGGUAGCUAUGACAGGAGAUGGAGUAAAUGAUGCAGUAGCAUUGAAGGCAGCCGAUAUUGGGGUGGCAAUGGGACAGACAGGGACCGAUGUCUGCAAGGAGGCAGCGGACAUGAUCCUUGUAGAUGAUGACUUUAAGACAAUAAUGUCUGCAAUUGAGGAGGGCAAAGGGAUUUACAAUAAUAUCAAAAAUUUUGUUCGGUUCCAACUCAGCACGAGUAUAGCUGCUCUAACAUUGAUUUCUCUUGCCACAUUGAUGAACUUUCCUAAUCCACUAAAUGCUAUGCAGAUUUUAUGGAUCAACAUAAUAAUGGAUGGACCGCCGGCACAGAGCCUGGGAGUAGAACCUGUUGAUAAAGAUGUCAUCAGACAACCUCCAAGAAAUGUUAAAGACAGCAUCCUGACGAGAAACCUGAUUGUCAAAAUUCUGGUUUCAUCGCUGAUUAUUGUUUCUGGGACAUUAUUUGUCUUCUGGAGGGAGUUACAGGAUAAUGUAAUAACACCACGUGAUACAACAAUGACCUUUACCUGCUUUGUUUUCUUUGACAUGUUCAAUGCAUGGAGUUCCAGGUCACAGACAAAAUCUGUCUUUGAGAUUGGGUUAUGCAGUAACCGAAUGUUUUGCUAUGCUGUACUCGGGUCCAUCAUGGGACAGUUGCUGGUUAUUUACUUUCCUCCACUACAGAAAGUUUUUCAGACUGAAAGUCUAAGUGUGCUAGAUCUUAUUUUUUUGAUGGGGCUUACUUCCUCAGUUUGCAUAGUUUCUGAGAUCAUCAAGCGUUUGGAGAGACAGAAAGAGAAAGGCCCAAAACAAAGUAAAUCCUUUUUAGAUGUAUGAUGCAUAUUGCAUCUUUGAAUUUAACAACCAAAAAAAAACUAAGAACCUGAUGAUGCAUUUGAAGAAUGAACUUUGAAUUGACAUAUGAUGGUACUCGUAAUUUAAAAGGACUGAAAAGAUGUACUGAAAAUGAGAACAAUGAAGUAUCUCUUGAUCUCCAUCUGUUGGGAUAGCACAAUGCAAACAGAUGCAGAACUCUUCCCUGCAGACAGUGUGAUUUGCUGCUUAAAUGUACAUAAUAUUUUGCUUCCUGUAUAGGAAAGACACUGCAAGUGGAUGUGGUGUAGCGUCUGUAUUACACUGGAUAGAAUGAAAGUCUUUUUUUCCCAAAUUUCAGUACUAUUAUUUAUCAAUAAAUAAUGUUAUUUUAUACUUGGUGUGGAUUUCGUAGCAUAAAUUAGGUAUUCUUAAUGCAUUGGGCAUUCCAUUAUUCCAAAAUAUAAGCCACAAAAGUAAGAUGCCUGCAGCUCUUUUAUUUUCUUAAUGUAAAAUAAUGUUUAAAAAAAAUUGCUGAAAUGCUUUUCUGUCCUUGUUUUUAAAUCUUUGGAAGUCUUGACCACUAUAGAACUCAUGAUUUGCAAUCUAGAGGCUGUAUCACGUGUAAUGUGUUUAAACAGUAAAAAAAGUGCAAAUGUGUACAAUUUCGUGUUGAAUAAAGUCUGUGUAUGCCAGAGCACCUAACUGAUCACAUAACAGCCUGUAAUACAAGACUAAAUACAAAGUCUGCAUUUUUCACUUUUUUAAAAAAAAAGUGUUUGUUCUCAUUAGUUGAAUGCAUUUAUGGUGUAAAACGGUGAUAACAUUAAACAUCAUUGUUUAUUUUCUAACGAAGACCAGAAAUGUAAGCAGUGAUUUUCUUUUUGUAUUGGGCGUCAGGCUGCAUCUGCGAUGGAAUUGUAUAGUCUAUUUGGAAAAUACAGUUUGUAAUUAAAUGAUAUUUGUAAGA